AUGGAGAGUGGGGACGAAAUAUUCUUGACUCACAACAAAUUUAAACCUGAAAGCAAUGGAUCAGAUUAUGAUACCGAUAAUCUCGUAAGUGAUAUUCUAGGGAUGGAGAAGGAAAAUGAUAGUACUGCUGUGAACUUUGAUUUAAACUUUGAGAACCCAUCAAAAAAUAUCAAUGAUGCAGACCCGCUUUCAGAGACUGACAUGAACAAUCUUAUCAAAAGUGCCGUUCCUCAGAAUACAGAGAGGAAAUCCAGAUGGGCUGUAAAUAUUUUCACAGAAUGGGCGAAAACAAGAAAUAUUGAGGAACCUAUUUUGUCUAUGGACAAUAUGACCCUAAAUCAAUUCCUAUGUGGCUUCAUCACGGAAGUUAGAAACAAAGCAGGGGAACAUUACCGCCCAAACACUCUCUAUGAGAUUAUAACAUCAGUUCAACACUAUCUACGUCAAAAUGGCAAAUUUGUCAGUUUUCUCGAUGAUAAUGGAUUCCGUAAAAUGAGACAAGUCCUCGAUGCACGGAUGAAGGAAGUGGCUAAAACAGGCUUAGGGAGUUCCCGCAGGAAAGCCGAAAUCAUUAGUGUCGACCAAGAGAAUAUGUGA
Molecule: messenger RNA, 597 nt
Organism: Saccostrea cuccullata (small rock oyster)
Lineage: Eukaryota; Metazoa; Mollusca; Bivalvia; Ostreida; Ostreidae
Exons: 1
Coding region: 1-597 (198 amino acids)
Source: RefSeq, a predicted model, not a curated record